Oncorhynchus nerka (sockeye salmon) is the source of this 393-nucleotide messenger RNA. RefSeq names its product very long chain fatty acid elongase 4-like. Gene Ontology annotation, molecular function: fatty acid elongase activity. Gene Ontology annotation, cellular component: endoplasmic reticulum membrane. NCBI's taxonomy places the organism in Eukaryota, Metazoa, Chordata, Actinopteri, Salmoniformes, Salmonidae. The transcript has 2 exons. The coding region runs from base 1 to 393 and encodes 130 amino acids. The record is from RefSeq and is a predicted model, not a curated record. Gene Ontology annotation, biological process: fatty acid elongation, monounsaturated fatty acid; fatty acid elongation, saturated fatty acid; fatty acid elongation, polyunsaturated fatty acid.
AUGAUAAUCCAAAUCUUCCUGGAUGCUACUAAUGUCUACCCCCUGCCCCGCCCCACCCCUACACAGAUAGCAGCAGCGUUGUGGUGGUAUUUCGUCUCUAAAGGAGUAGAGUACCUGGACACGGUGUUCUUCAUCCUGAGGAAGAAGUUUAACCAGGUCAGCUUCCUACACGUCUACCACCACUGCUCCAUGUUCACCCUCUGGUGGAUCGGCAUCAAGUGGGUCGCUGGCGGACAGUCAUUCUUUGGUGCACACAUGAACGCAGCCAUCCAUGUCCUGAUGUAUCUGUACUAUGGGCUGGCCUCCUUUGGACCCAAGAUCCAGAAGUACCUGUGGUGGAAGAAGUACCUGACUGUCAUCCAGAUGGUAAGAGAUCCGUUUACAGUAACUUGA